AUGUCAAGGCUAUACACUUUCAGUUGUUUUCUCUUGAAUCCGCCAUCUGUGCAUGACAUUAUGAAUGAGAUUGCAGCUGCUUGGGUUGACAAUGGAGGGAGUUUUGUACUUGUAGUUUCUAAUCACAACAAGGACCUCUUUCUUUUUCUAAGCAAUAGUGGUUGGCUGACUGUCAUUCUAAAUGUUGAAGGUGGCAGUGCAAGUGAGGAUUCAAGCACAGUUUUCAUCAAUAAGUUAGAAGAGUUGCCCAUGAUUAUCUGCCACUUGAAUAGAAAGGCAGUAGGCAAAAACUACAUGAUGGUUGGUUACAUAAUGAAGCCUUCUCGUGAAGAAGAUUUUUCUAAGAGAGGUGCAUUCCCCCUUUAUCCUACUCAGAACGGGCUGAUAUUUAUGCCACUUUCACUUGAGCUACCCAUAUCAUCUCAGCUAAAACAAGUUGACAUAGUUCUCCAUAAAGCAACUGAUGAGAUUCUCUCCGUUGAAAUUAGCAAUUCUUCAGAAUUGCCAAACAAAAUUACUUAUUCCAGGGGCAUGCAGGAGUUGCAAAGGUAUGUCGAGCACCAGCCGGAUUGCUGUGUAAUCGAUCCAUUUAAUAAGGUUUAUCCUGUGUUGGAUCGAUUAAUAAUCCAACAAAUUCUACUUAGCUUGGAAAAGUUCAACAUAGAAAGUCGUUGUAAAAUCAGGGGCCCCAAUUUUCUCAAGGUCUUUUCUCCAGAAUGUUAUCUAAUUUAUGCUUGCAUUGAUUUCAACAAAUUGAUGGAAACAACACUAAAUCUACUUAUGAAUAUUAUGUUUGAUAAUCUUAUCUAG
Messenger RNA from Ilex paraguariensis (yerba mate), 810 nucleotides. Lineage: Eukaryota; Viridiplantae; Streptophyta; Magnoliopsida; Aquifoliales; Aquifoliaceae. The record is from the annotation of a GenBank genome assembly.